AUUAAAUAGAUGUCAGAUGACAAGUGCCAAUAAUCAAUCGAGACAGCAGCAAAAAUUCAAAGUCGUUCUCCUUGGAGAAGGAUGUGUUGGAAAAUCAUCUUUAGUUUUGCGAUAUAGUAGUAAUAAAUUUAAUGAAAAUCAUGAAUCCACAGUUCAAAGUUCUUUCUGCAGCAAAAGACUCAAUAUUAAUAACCAGCGAGUUUUGCUAGAGAUUUGGGACACGGCUGGGCAAGAGAGAUAUCAUGCUUUAGCGCCUAUGUAUUAUCGGGAAAGUCAUGGUGCUGUUUUGGUCUACGAUGUGACUGACAUGGAUUCUUUUGAUAGGGUUCAAUUGUGGGUUAAAGAGCUGAGAAAAGUGCUGGGAAAAGAUGUGGUUCUGGUUAUUGCAGGCAAUAAGAUUGACCUGGAGAAGGAGAAAUGUGUGAGCGAGGAUUCUGCUCUGGAGUAUGCGGAGACAGUGUCAGCAGCGCACCACUACACCUCUGCUAAACUUAACAAGGGAAUCGACCAGAUGUUUCUCGACCUCACGAAAUCGAUGUUAGAUGCGUCGCAAGCCAAUUCGGGAUCUACGAAACCGAACAGAGGUAUCAACAUCACCUCGGCAAACGAAGCUCAAGACGACAACCAGAAGCGCGGUUGUUGUGGCAGAUGAACAAAAAAACUUUCAUUUUAGACUACGCGAUACAAUUUUUUAGGCUAUGCGAUACAAUAGUUGGCUCAUUUUUUAUACAAAAAAGGUUGACUCAGGGAAAACAAAACCUCAAGUUUGGUCUAAAAUAAUGGAAGACCCGCAAUUUGAUGUGUAGAAUUCAGCUGAAUGACCAACUAUUGAUAGCUGACUUAAUUAUGUCUUUUCUGAGCUGUACGAGAAUAUUAUAAUUGUAGUCAGCUCCCCCAUGUUUCUGUAUCUAUGAGUGUUUUUGAGCUUGAUCUAUUAUUUG
Messenger RNA from Symsagittifera roscoffensis, 941 nucleotides. RefSeq names its product ras-related protein Rab-21-like. The record is from RefSeq and is a predicted model, not a curated record. Gene Ontology annotation, biological process: Rab protein signal transduction. Gene Ontology annotation, cellular component: Golgi apparatus; endosome. The transcript is spliced from 6 exons. The coding region runs from base 17 to 652 and encodes 211 amino acids. NCBI's taxonomy places the organism in Eukaryota, Metazoa, Xenacoelomorpha, Acoela, Convolutidae. Gene Ontology annotation, molecular function: GTP binding; GTPase activity.